UUAAAAGCAGCAGCAGCCAAAGUAGUUUGGACGGUUAUGGUUAGGAAGCGUUAUUGUAAAUAGAUGGUUGAGCUCUUCUGUGAAAACAUCGGUUGUGAAAGCACUACACGGCACUUCCAGCUUCACGGCAGCAGCUCCAGCGUUACGGACGUGAAGAUUUAGCUGAACUUCCAUACCAGCUGCUGCUAACUUCAGGCCCAGAACAACACGCCAGCAUGGACUCCUGGGUUCGGUUUAACGGCCAGAGCCAAGCCAAGGAGCGAAUUAUUCGGGCUGCUCAGUAUGCCUGCACCCUGCUGGGCUACACUCUGCAGAAGGGCGGGGCAGCGGCUGAACUUCACAAAACAGUCAGUCAGCUGGAAGCACACAUGAGCCUGACAAGAAAGUUACUACGUCUGGGAAACUCUGUGGAGGCGCUGGAGGCCGCCAAGAGGGCCAUACACCUGUCUGACAGUGUGCUGAGGCUCUGCCUGACCAUCAGUCACCUCAACAGAGCCAUGUACUUUGCCUGUGACAACGUCCUGUGGGCUGGAAAAACAGGCCUUAUCCCCAAACUGGACCAGCACAAAUGGAGUCAGAGAUCUUUCAGGUACUACCUCUUCGCUCUGAUCCUCAACCUAACUCGAGAUGUGUAUGAGCUCCGCCUUCUUAUUGAGUGUGAAGAGCGUACCAGAGCUGCCAAAUCACAGAACUCACCGUACCCCACCACCACCCUGCCCACCGACCAGUUGUCCUCACCCGUCGCCGCCUUGCCUGUUGUGUCGACAUGGCUCCGCAGGCAGCUCCGCCUACUGGUGGCGGUACUGUACAACAACCCGCCACUGCUGUUGGACUUGCUGAAGAACAGUUGUGAUAUCUUCAUCCCACUGGACAGGCUGGGGAUUUACCCUACGGGGUCGGGCUUUGUUGGGGCCUGUGGCCUAGCCUCCUCUGUCCUCUCCAUCCUCACCAUGGUCCAUCCCUGGCUCAAACUCAAGCCAUGAACUCGGGUCCACAAGGAGGAGGACUGAGAUCAGAAUCUAACAGGGUUCACACACUGAUCAUUUUAAGCAGGCAGCAGCUGCUGGUGUACUCAGACCACAUUUCCUAAUCCUUCAGAAGUUUUUUUUUCUGCAUAACAUACUGAUUACUGACCUGUGACCCGUGUCCACACAGGGCUGAAGCGAACCCAUGUUGUCCUCAUGUUCUCACAGUAGCCAGUGUUAAGUAAAUAUAGUAUACUCUGUCAUACACUGGGAAGUGAUUUGUUGUUGGGUCUAAAGGAUUCAUUUACCACUAAGCUGUACUAACAGGCUAAACAUCCACUGAAUGCAAGAAAGGCUGAUGGCCUGUUCCUCCUUUGUCUCCAACGGUGCACUGAGUGUGGCUCAUUUCAUUUAGGUUACCAAAUAACGCAUACCGACACUAAACCCAAAUACUUAUGAAAUACAUAGGGAUGAGGAUUCAUUGUCCAACACAGCCUUCACAGAAAGAGCAGCACAGCUGUCUCCUCCAUCUGCUGUCAUCCCUUGGUAUCUGCCCUCUUACCAAACGCAAAUUAAAUCGUUUGCUUGUCUCGCCUGAGUUUUACCGCUGGACUACUGCAGAGUGUUCACACACAACACCAUCAUGCGAAUAAACACAGCAAUUACUACAGUGGUAUAAAACCAAAGUUAACAUUUUCAAAGGGAUCAAAACUAUGCUGCAGAUUUGUUAAACUUAAGAAUUAAUUUUUUGUCAGGUCUGGCAGCAAGACAACUUCUAAAAUGUCAUGCAAUAAAAUGCAAAUUAUUUAAAAAUCA
Messenger RNA from Micropterus salmoides (largemouth bass), 1781 nucleotides. It is a transcript of the gene pex11b, whose product is annotated as peroxisomal biogenesis factor 11 beta. The record is from RefSeq and is a predicted model, not a curated record. Gene Ontology annotation, cellular component: peroxisomal membrane. Lineage: Eukaryota; Metazoa; Chordata; Actinopteri; Centrarchiformes; Centrarchidae. Bases 216 to 983 code for a protein of 255 amino acids. The transcript has 4 exons. Gene Ontology annotation, biological process: peroxisome fission; regulation of peroxisome size.